AAAAAGAAAAAAUUGUAUUUAGUUUCUGUUUUGGCGAAUUUCCCAGUCAUUUCUCUAUAGUAUACUCUUACUACCCAAACACAAAAGAGAAAAAUGCAAGGCAUCCGAUGGUGCAAAGUUUUGAUACCCUCGAAUCGCUCUCUAAUCUUCCUUCCACGGAACCCAUCACUGCCCCAAUACUCCUCACAACCCCAACCAGGUCAAAACCACAAUCACAAACACCACUUGGUUUCUCCUUCAAGAGUCCAAAAGCUCAUUGCUGCACAAUCCGACCCUUUACUCGCCAAAGAGAUAUUCGAGUACGCCUCUCGCCAACCCAACUUUCGCCAUUCUUAUUCUUCAUUUCUCAUUCUCAUUCUGAAGCUAGGCCGCUCAAGGUACUUCUCUCUUAUCGACCAUCUCCUUCUUCGUCUCAAGGCUGAGAGAUACCCAGUUACGCACACCCUGUUUUCCUAUCUUAUCAAAAUCUAUGGAGAGGCUAAUUUGCCCCAAAAGGCUUUUCAAACCUUUCAUACUAUGCUGGAAUUUGACUGUAAGCCUUUGCCCAAACACUUGAAUCGGAUACUUGAGAUUCUAGUUUCUCACCGGAGCCAUCUCCGGCUGGCUUUUGAGCUUUUCAGGAAUUCUCAUGAGUAUGGAGUAUUGCCUAAUACUGAAUCUUACAAUAUUUUGAUGAGUGCCUUUUGUUUUAAUGGCGAUCUUAGUAUUGCAUACGACCUCUUCAACAAAAUGUUUAAGAGAGACCUCGUUCCUAAUGACGAGUCGUAUAGGAUUUUGAUGCAGGGGUUGUGUAGGAAAGGGCAGGUUAAUACGGCGGUGGAAUUUUUGGAGGAUAUGGUGAACAAAGGGUACACUCCUGACACCUUGAGCUAUACUACAUUAUUGAAUAGUUUGUGUCGGAAGAAGCAGCUAAGAGAGGCAUAUAAGCUUCUGUGUAGGAUGAAGGUUAAGGGGUGUAAUCCUGAUAUUGUUCAUUAUAAUACAGUUAUUAUGGGAUUUUGCAGAGAAGGUCGUGCCAUUGAUGCUUGUAAGGUUCUUGAGGAUAUGGCCACAAAUGGGUGUUUACCCAGUGUGGUGUCUUACCGAACAUUGGUUAGUGGAUUAUGUAACCAAGGAAGUCUUGAUGAGGCAAAAAGAUACCUUGAGGAGAUGGUGUCAAAGGGGUUUUCUCCACAUUUCUCAGUUAUUCAUGCUUUGGUCAGAAGUUUCUGUAAUGUUGGUAGGGUUGAGGAUGCUUGUGCGGUUCUGGGGCAUGUUCUAAACCAUGGGGAAGUUCCUCAUGUAGACACUUGGACAGCAAUAGUUCCUAGGAUAUGUGAAGAUAAUGCAACCAUAGGAAUAAUCGACGAUAUUCUGAAAGGGGUGUAUACAGUUAAAGUUAAGCAAGAAAUGAUACUAGAGCCUCGUACUUGUCUAGAGAACUCUCUCUGAUGAAUGAAUCGCAAGAUGAUUAAGCCUAACACAUUUUUUAAAUCCGUCAAUGUUGGAAUGGAUGCUUCAGCAAAGUUGUUCUUGAUAAUACUCUGGUUGUUCUGUCAUUCUAGAGGAUUCUUCAAAGUGGAAAAUGUGAGGAUGGUUUAUGCUAUCACAAUGGUGAGCACAUUUGGUGCCGAAGGUAUUAUCAGCUCAGUGUGGCAAGUAUCUGGUUGAGCAAUGAGUACCAUGAAGCAUUGCAACAGAAAUUGAGCUAGAUCAAUCUUGGUGAUGAGUGAUCAUAGUUGGGGCUGGUAUAUUGAAAGCCAGAACACAGAAGAACAGUGGGCAGAUGUAAGUGAACUCUGUAUUGCUGCAUUUUAUGAUGAGUUUCUAGAAAGGGUAGAAUUCAAAGCAGGAAAUGGGAAGUCUAUACUGUAUUGUAAUAUAUCUGGAGUGGGAAUGAGCCUCUGUCACAUGUAUUCUCUGAUAUGUCAGAAUAUGUUCUAUAAGGUAUAUUUCAUAAAAAAUGAUUGAGAAAAUUCAGGUUGGACUUUACAAUUUUUUAGGAACUUCAAUGAUGUAGAAGUUCCAUAUCAUAUUAGGCCUUUUGAGAGAUCUGAAGGAAUAACGGUCUGGUCAGAUUUUAUGAUUUUAUAACUUAAAACUUGUGGGUUCUAUGUAAGUACUUGAUUGGUAGAGUAUUUUUGAAAAUUGUAUCCAAAUCAGAAUGAAAAAUGGUAAAGUCAUGUUUAUUUCACUC
Molecule: messenger RNA, 2176 nt
Organism: Cannabis sativa
Lineage: Eukaryota; Viridiplantae; Streptophyta; Magnoliopsida; Rosales; Cannabaceae
Product: pentatricopeptide repeat-containing protein At4g01400, mitochondrial
Exons: 1
Coding region: 94-1431 (445 amino acids)
Molecular function (GO): protein binding
Source: RefSeq, a predicted model, not a curated record